AUGUCUUGUCAACCAAAGUCCAACAUUAGAGAGAUCCCGACUAUCAUCAGUGUCGAUCCAUCGAAGCCACCUCUGACAGAGAAGAACAUUCACACUCGAUGGCACCCCGAAAUUCCCCCCAUCGCCACAAUACAGAGUGGAGACAUCUUCAAGGUCGAAUGCAUGGACUUUUGCGGUAACGCCAUUGCCAACGAUGACUGUGCCGAUGACAUUCAAAACUAUAAUUGGCAUCAGGACCAUCACCUAUCCGGGCCCAUUCGUGUCGAGACGGCCCAACCUGGUGAUGUCCUCGCGAUUGACAUUUACGACGUGGUCCCCUUUCCCGAUCGCAUGUGGGGCUUCUCUGCCGUGGCUCCCGGCAAGGGACCGCUCGACCACAAGGAGACGCGGGUGGCCAAGUCCAUCUGGGACUUUAACGGCAUCAAGACAACCUCGCGCCACGUCGCCGGGGUCGAGUUUGCCGGCCGGCCUCACUGCGGAGUCUUUGGCACAUGUCCUUCCUACGCGCUCAUGGACGAGUGGAACCGCCGGGAAAAGGUCUUGAACGAGAGAGAGGGUCAUGGAGAGGGCAGCACCUUUUUUGCCGAGCUUCCCAAGGAGUACGGCGCCUACGUUGGUCAAGAUCUUCCAGAGGACCUCAUGACCCGGAUUCUAAAGGAGGGCGCGAGGACCAAGCCCGCUCGAGAGCACGGCGGUAACAUUGACGCUGGCAACCUCGUCUCUGGUUCUCGAAUCUACCUGCCCGUGUAUAUCGAGGGAGCCAACCUCUCCGUGGGUGAUAUCCACUUCAGUCUCGGCGACGGCGAGCCAUCGUGCGCCAUUGAAAUGGCCGGCAUCGCCACCCUCAAGGUUGAAGUCAUCAAGAAUGGCGUCGAGCUUUUUGACAUGCGCGCCCGCAUUGUCAUCCCCAGCCCGACGGAAGUACAGUACCGCAGCCAAGUCAUCUUUCAUGGUCUUUCGGUCGAUCCAUACGGCGAGCAGCAAAAAGCCAAUGCCACGACGAGUUAUAUGCACGCUGCCAACUCGGCAAUGAACUACCUAGGCAAACUGGGUUAUUCUCAUGAGCAACUGCAAAUGCUUUUGGCUGCAGCGCCUAUCGAAGCCAAGAUCCUGGCUACGCCAAAUUAUCCACACGCCAAUGUGUCGGUUGGCAUUCCGAUCGAGAUCUUCGAGGACGACAUUCGCCCUAGUGCCAACGGCUUGGUAAAGAAGGACAGGGGGUCGUGUGCUUACAUGACUCCGGAGAAGGAAGCCGAGUGGAAGAAAACAUUCCGCGCUCCGCCUAAUUGCUACAGCACGUGCGAGGACCAGCCGUUGGCUACCAGGUUGAGAUAA
Molecule: messenger RNA, 1335 nt
Organism: Pestalotiopsis fici W106-1
Lineage: Eukaryota; Fungi; Ascomycota; Sordariomycetes; Amphisphaeriales; Sporocadaceae
Exons: 6
Coding region: 1-1335 (444 amino acids)
Molecular function (GO): hydrolase activity, acting on carbon-nitrogen (but not peptide) bonds, in linear amides
Source: RefSeq, a predicted model, not a curated record